UACUAAUAAYGAGAGCCGACUAUUAAAAUAUUUUGAGGACCGAAAUGUCUUAGAUAUGAUAGACGAAGAUUUCGGUUACAAUACUCAGCGUAACUAUGGCUCAUCUGGUCGUAACGGCAGUUACAAUGAUCUGCUGGACUCGACCAACAAUACUACACUCGCCGGCUUCGGCCGAUCAAAUACGCCGACAUUUGAUACUAUGGACGACUCGAUGGUGUCGCUGAUUGGCUCAGAAACUCCUCCUCAACAACAACAGGAGGAGKACGGAGUGGUGAUGGACGGCCUAAACCGUCAGGCAUUAGACAAUAAUGCAGACAAUAAUAAUCAGAUGGUAUCACCGGCCAUACACUUGCCGACCAUCAGUGAUGAUGGUAUGGAUGAGAAGGACAAGGAGGUGGUUGUGGUGGAGAACAGUAAAGAUGAUAGUGUUGUCUCUAAUGACACAAAUGAUUGGUUGGAUAACUAUUUCAAUUCGGAAGAUAAUAUUAUUACCGAUUGCGGAGAUCUGAGUUUUAGUGGCCUAAACUUCGAUGAUAUCGGCGAAGACGACCUCAACAUCAAUAACAUGUCUACCGCCACCGCUGUCUUCGUCGCCGCCGAUCAACAGAUGAAGCCAACGAUGGAGCAACUGGUAGUGUCUCCUAAUACUAUGCCAGAGACACUGAUUGUUGGCCAGUCGGUGAAUAAGCCAAUGACUGAGCCGCAAUUGCCGCAGCCAAUUGUAGGUCGAGCCGAUUCUAGUUGCAUAGAAUCGGUUGUCGGCGAAUUGGUGGCACCAGUUGCCCGGCAAUUGCUGCCAACACUGCCACAAGAGGUGUCAUUAAACCUGACACCGGCAGCAUUGCCGGCAUCGCAAGUGGUGGACACGGCGGUGGUCAGCAACAGCAACUCCUUAUCUGUACAGCCAAACAACAAUAGCAACAAUACCAGCGCACAGUCCAAUGUUACAAAAGUAGUUAAAGUUUUAUGGGUUGAUCCCAUCAGACACUUAAUACGCGUACAAAUGUAUGACAUUCCUCAGCAUCAACUAAAAGGUAUGGACCCGUCCAAUGACAGUGUUUUGAAUUUGUUAUCUGUUAUGGGGGCACCAGUCGUUCAAUGCGAUCAUCCAAACAACAUACCGGACCAGCUGCAGCAGCAGCCAGUGAUGGCUGUACUACCGCCAGAACCUGUAGUCAACAAUGAGCCAGAAGUUUUGGACGAGGAGGAGGAUAUGGAUGUCGUUGAAGUGGUUGCCGCAGCAGCUGAUGAUGAUGAUGACAAUGAAGAUGAAGAUGAUGUGGUUGUAGUACCGCCGGCUCCUGCCGGCCGCAGACCGCGUGGCAGACCCCGAAAAUACAUGACUGAGGAGGAGUCCAAACGGGCCGAACGCGAGAAGAACAGAAUCGCUGCCAAUAAGUCAAGAGCCAAAAAACGAAAAGCCAGUGACGACCUCAUUGAUGAAGUCGACAAAUUGAUGGAAAACCGUAAACAAUUGAAUCAAGUGUUUGAAUCAAUUGUAUUGGAAAUCAAUGGCUUAAAAGAAGAAUUGCAGACAAGAUAUGGUAUCGUUGCUAAUGAUUCGGACACCCGGAGAAUGGGACAGCCGUUUACUACACUACCGCCAACACUGCCAACACCACUACCAGUGGGUGCCUUAAAACAGGAGGUGCCCUAAACACACACACACACACACAUACACAUACAUACAAUACACACAAACAUAACAUUCCUAUCCCACCGUAACCAAACCAAC
Molecule: messenger RNA, 1735 nt
Organism: Oppia nitens
Lineage: Eukaryota; Metazoa; Arthropoda; Arachnida; Sarcoptiformes; Oppiidae
Product: myb-like protein AA
Exons: 2
Coding region: 56-1657 (533 amino acids)
Biological process (GO): regulation of transcription by RNA polymerase II
Cellular component (GO): nucleus
Molecular function (GO): DNA-binding transcription factor activity, RNA polymerase II-specific; RNA polymerase II cis-regulatory region sequence-specific DNA binding
Source: RefSeq, a predicted model, not a curated record